AGUUGCGCGAACACUAUUCAAAACUGCUCCAAGUUAAAUUUUGCUUUAAAAAUAGAUUAAGACCUCAAAAUUGUAACUUUAUGAAAUUAUCUAAGCUAUAAACAACACACUUCACUUGCCGGAUAAAACUUUCGCUUUUACUUCUACUAUAAUUACAAGAAUGCCGAUGGAAAACCUGAGCUUACAAGAAACCAGAGAGGAAUUCACCAAAAGGAUGCAGGAGUUCGAGGGACGACUACAGAAGGCAACCCUUUCGAGCCCCGGGGCAGCAAACAUCGCUUCUGACUUCGCUGUCUUUAAACAGAUGACACUGGAGAGUCUGCAGUCUUUGCAACACCAAGUUGACUUGCUGGCUAAGGAAGUUGAUUUGCAGGAAAUGCGUAGCCGACGGAAAAUUUUGUUGCUUCAUGGCGUCUCAGAGAGUGAUCAAGAGGACGUCGUCUCGUUGGUAUGUGGUGUUGUUGGUGAUCAAAUGAAAUUGGAGUUUUCAACGGAACAUAUUAGCCGGUGUCACAGGAUGGGACGUAUAACAACUAGUAAGAAAGCACGUCCACUUUUGGUGAAAUUUCGUGAUAUCAAUAUUCGCGACAGGAUCUGGUCCAAUAAAACAAAAUUGAAAGGCACCAAUAUUUCCUUAUCUGAGUUUUUGACAAAAACUAGGCAUGAUACAUUUAUAGCGGCCAGACAACGCUUUGGUGUCAGAAAGUGUUGGACGCGUGAUGGGUUCAUUCACGUCCUUGGAUCCGACGGAGUGCGGCACCGUAUCAGUAGCAUGACUGAACUGGGUAGGAUUGUGGUACCAGAACCCCAAAAACCAGUUCCAGUUGCGGCAAAAACAGAUAUCGGCGUCAGCAGAACGAAACGAGUUCAAGCAACCAGGAAAUAA
Molecule: messenger RNA, 886 nt
Organism: Galleria mellonella (greater wax moth)
Lineage: Eukaryota; Metazoa; Arthropoda; Insecta; Lepidoptera; Pyralidae
Exons: 1
Coding region: 161-886 (241 amino acids)
Source: RefSeq, a predicted model, not a curated record